AAAUUAGGAGCUGAGGAUGUUCGAAAGACAAGUUCUUGUGUUUCUGCUUUUGAGGCUUGUAUCCACCCUUGCACAAUCGACAAUCCCACCUACUAGUCAGACAACUGAUGAAACAAAGACCCUGUCUGGAACCCCACCUACUCAUGCACCUAGAGGGCCUGAAAUGGACCACGUGUUCACAGGACCAGUGACAGCAGUCGUUAUUUAUGCUGUGGUAUGUGGUAUCAUCGGUGUCAUCCUCCUCAUUGCUUUUGUCAUAAAAGUGGUGAAGAAAAAAUCCUUCAAUGUCCAGCCCACAACCUCAGGGGACCCAGGCUCUCCUUUAAAUUCUGUUGAAUCACAAAAUCCAGGCGGCGCAUAUUUGGUGUCUGACCACCUCUCUGACUAGGAAAAGUAAAUGACAAAUGAUGCUUCAAUAAAUAUCCAUGGAAGAACUCACCUAAGAUAAUGUAGCUGAUUCUGUUGGAAAUUUGGAAGACUAUCUAAAAAAGUUUGGUGUUUACUUGACCCCAAGGGAUACAUGAUUUGCUUCAUCUGAGAGACAAUUGGACCUGUCCUUUAUAGCUGAGUGUCUGUUUGAUCUUUGUAUUAUUUAGAGAAUGCAUAGCCUAUCUUGUUAAAAAAAAAAUGAAUUUAAGUGUUAGUGUAUCGACUCUCAUAAUGCAGUGCUAUUCUAGGGGGCAAUGGUGGGAAGGUAAGGGUAAAACUACAGCAUAAUCAUAAUGAUGCGUAGCUACUG
This is a messenger RNA of Tachyglossus aculeatus (Australian echidna), 739 nucleotides long. RefSeq names its product glycophorin-A-like. The coding region runs from base 17 to 388 and encodes 123 amino acids. The record is from RefSeq and is a predicted model, not a curated record. NCBI's taxonomy places the organism in Eukaryota, Metazoa, Chordata, Mammalia, Monotremata, Tachyglossidae. The transcript is spliced from 7 exons. Gene Ontology annotation, cellular component: membrane.